AAAUUCGAGAUUUGAUUAUUAGAUUUUAUAAGAUUUAGUACAUUUUUAUAGGAAGAGUCAAUGAAGAUUUUUAAUUAAGUUUGAUUUGAUUAUUAAUUACAUUACAUUGUUCCAUCUGGUAACAUGUUUGAUUUAAUGCUUUAAGAUGGAAAGGAAGAUUUACAAUAUGUUGUGGAACUCUAUUGUGUAUCUUUUGAGGAAGUUCACUAAUGCACUGAGUUCAUAAUUCAAUUUUGUUGUUGCUUUCCUUAUUGAAUGCUCAUGAUCCAUUAUAUGUGCUGUGUUUCUAAUGAGAUUCUUCUUUUGUUUUGUAUUGUUUGGUCAUCUUUUCAUGCAGGGUUUUCAUACAUCCAGAAGAGUUACUGCAUCCUAAUGGUUCGAGAAAAAGAUGUCUGUUGGGAAUAUGCAGAUAAAUUAGAUGGAAACAAAGUCAGGUGCAAAUUCUGCCAGAGAGUUCUUAAUGGUGGUAUUAGUAGGUUGAAGCAUCAUUUGUCUAGAUUUCCAAGUAAAGGGGUAAAUCCAUGUAGCAAGGUCAGAGAUGAUGUUACAGAUAGAGUAAGGGCUAUAAUAGCAACAAAGGAAGAAGUCAAAGAAACUUCAAGUGUGAAGAAGCAGAAACUAGCGCUAGCAGUAGCAGAGGUUAAGUCUCCCAGUAAUAUGUCCGCAAAUAAAGCUCUUACAUCUAUGGAUGCACCAUCCUCUGCUGUGAAGAUUUUCCCUACUAGCAAUCCUUUGACGCCAUCCUCUGCAAACAACCAAGAAAAUGCAGAGAGAAGCAUUGCCCUGUUCUUUUUUGAGAAUAAGCUAGACUUCAGCGUUGCGCGAUCUUCAUCCUAUCAAUUGAUGAUUGAUGCAAUUGCGAAGUGUGGUCCUGGAUUUACAGGUCCAUCAGCUGAAGUCCUGAAAACAACAUGGUUGGAACGGAUAAAAUCAGAAGUGGGCUUACAGUCGAAAGAUGUUGAGAAAGAGUGGGCGACCACAGGUUGUACCAUUAUUGCAGAUACAUGGACUGAUUAUAAGUCCAAGGCCAUGAUUAAUUUCUUAGUCUCAUCACCAUCCAGGACAUUUUUCCACAAAACUGUGGAUGCCUCUGCAUAUUUCAAGAAUACAAAAUGGCUUGCCGAUCUUUUUGAUUCUGUAAUUCAAGAGUUUGGCUCAGACAAUGUUGUGCAGAUCAUCAUGGAUAGUAGUUUUAACUACACUGGCAUUGCUAAUCAUAUUGUGCAGAACUAUGGAACUAUAUUUGUAUCUCCUUGUGCUUCUCAGUGUUUGAAUCUAAUACUGGAGGACUUCUCCAAGGUAGAUUGGGUUACUAGAUGUAUUUUACAAGCACAAACCAUAUCAAAGUUAAUAUACAACAAUGCCUCAUUGCUUGAUCUUAUGAAGAAGUUCAGUGGAGGCCAGGAACUUAUUAGGACUGGGAUCACGAAAUCUGUAUCAACUUUCCUGUCUUUACAGUCUAUGUUGAAGCUAAGAACAAGAUUGAAGCUUAUGUUCCACAGCCCUGAAUAUGCCUCAAACACUUCAUAUGCAAACAAGCCACAGACUCACUCUUGUAUUACAAUUGCUGAAGAUGGUGAUUUCUGGAGGACAGUUGAAGAGUGUGUGGCUAUCUCUGAGCCUUUUUUGAAAGUUUUGAGGGAAGUAUCGGAAGGGAAACCAACUGUAGGUUCGAUAUAUGAAUUAAUGACCAGGGCAAAGGAAUCAAUUAGAACAUAUUACAUAAUGGAUGAGAACAAAUGCAAGACAUUCUUAGAUAUAGUAGACAAAAAGUGGCGUGACCAACUGCAUUCUCCUCUACAUGCAGCUGCAGCCUUUUUGAACCCCAGUAUCCAAUACAAUCCUGAAAUAAAGUUCCUUUCCUCGAUAAAAGAAGACUUCUAUAAGGUUCUGGAGAAAUUACUUCCCGUGCCAGAUAUGAGGCGUGAUAUCACCAAUCAAAUCUAUACUUUUACAAAGGCUCAUGGGAUGUUUGGUUGUAGCCUAGCAAAGGAGGCAAGAAGCACAGUUGCUCCAUGGCUUUGGUGGGAACAAUAUGGCGACUCUGCCCCCGGGUUGCAACGGGUUGCCAUUAGAAUACUAAGCCAAGUCUGUAGUACCUUCUCUUUUCAGAGGCAGUGGAGCACGUUCCGGAAGAUUCACUCGGAGAAGAGGAACAAGAUUGAUAGAGAAACAUUGAAUGACCUUGUUUACAUAAACUACAAUCUCAAGUUGGCAAGGCAGAUGAAAGCAAAGUCUUCAGAAGUUGAUCUGCUUCAAGUUGAUGAUAUUGACAUGACUUCUGAGUGGGUGGAGGAGAAUGAAACUGCAAGUCCAACUCAGUGGUUGGAUCGUUUCGGUUCAGCCUUGGAUGGCAGUGAUCUUAAUACAAGACAGUUUGGUUCUUCCAUAUUUGGAGCAAAUGACCCCAUAUUUGGGCUGUAGCAUAUUUUGUAGCCAUGUAGGAAUUGCAAUGUAUAUGUAUAUUUCAAGUGAUAUGAAUGUGAAGACAUGGCUAAUAGUCAAUUAGCUCGCCAUUUCUCGCCAUGUAGGAUAAGUAAUUAAUGUAUUGUUAUUGUUAUAUUAAGAUAUACAAGUCAAACUUGCUUCA
Arachis stenosperma is the source of this 2590-nucleotide messenger RNA. RefSeq lists its product as uncharacterized. Lineage: Eukaryota; Viridiplantae; Streptophyta; Magnoliopsida; Fabales; Fabaceae. The record is from RefSeq and is a predicted model, not a curated record. The coding region runs from base 256 to 2424 and encodes 722 amino acids. Gene Ontology annotation, molecular function: DNA binding; protein dimerization activity. The transcript has 3 exons.